Messenger RNA from Prorocentrum cordatum, 1629 nucleotides. Lineage: Eukaryota; Dinophyceae; Prorocentrales; Prorocentraceae. The record is from the annotation of a GenBank genome assembly.
AGCCAUUUGGGCUCAAGCCGUUUUGGACUCGAGGGUCGGCUCCAGUUCAGCUCGAGGCGCUUCCCGGGGGGCCAGCCCCGCCAGUUCCCCGCUUAGCGAUAUGGCCGCGGCUCUCAAGGCGAAGUUCGCCGAGGUGGACACGGAUGGCAGCGGCAUGAUCAGCAAGGAUGAGUUUGCGAAGCUCCUCAAGAAGGGGAACCCGAAGAUCGACGACAAGUCCAUAGACACUGUCUGGAAGAAGCUCGACUCGGACGGCAGCGGGAAGCUCACCUUCGAAGAGCUCGCAAACUACCUUGGCAACAGCGGUGAUAAGAUGGAGUUCAAGAGCCCGGGUAUGUCGCCCGCCUGCCAGACCUUCUGCGACGUCUUCAAGAGCCUGACGUACAAGACGGACGAGGGCCGGGUCGCCCGCGGACACGCAUUCGCGGCCUGCGACCCGAACGGCAACGGGUACGUCUCCCUGGCCGAGGUGGACGGCUGGAUCCAGAAGGUGUUGAUCACCUACUUUGGGCAGAAGGGAUGCGACGGGGAUCCCAAGGAGGAGGGGACCCGCAUCUGGAAGUGCUUCCGCGCUUCCUACAUCCGCGCCCACACCGACGCGAAGGACAUCGCCGGCGGCGGGAGCCGCGCGGACGACUACGUCACCGCGAAGGAGUUCCGCCUGCUCUGCACCUACCUCAUCUUGUACGCAGCGAUGUACGACGCCUUCGCCCUCAUCGACGGCGGUGGCGGCAGCGUCGAGGACAAGUCGGGCGACGACCGCAAGAUGACGCUGGCGGAGUGGAAGCAGGGCUACAAGACAGUCGCGAAGCACGGCUUCGUCGGCCUGAGCGACGCCGCCAAGCUGGACGCUGCGGGUGCCGAGGAGGUGUUCAAGAAGAUGAACAGCGGCAAGGACGCCGAGGGCAAGGAGUACGGCAACGACAGCGUGGUGAUGCUGGCGGAGUUCUGCGCGUACGUGGAGAAGUGCGAGAUUGAUGCUGGCACCCCGUUCGGCCAAGCCCUGGGCGCGUGAUCUGGGCAGCGCCGCUCUUCCCGGGCAACCCUCAUUCUCCUCCUCGUCCUCGUUCUCCUCGUCCUCCUCUUCCUCGCCCUCCUCCUCCUCCUCCUCCUCCUCCUCCUCCUCCAUCCCCCUCCGCCCCGAGCUUGAUCCGACCUCGCCUGAGUUGCCCUCAUCGAGGGAAGGGUCUAUCCAGCGUGCGCAUAAUGCGGCGCGCGCUUGUCGGCGGAUUUCAAUUGGUCCAGCCAGCGAUGAGUGACGCGGCCUGUUUGGCCCGCGUCGCCCGCAAGGCAUGGCGUGCAAAAAAGUGACUGUCGUCUCUUGGGGACAUUGUUGGAAAGCUCCGUGGCCACGCGAAGCCGUUCUGGCGGCAUCUUAAGGCCUCUUGAAGGCAUGUUGGACGUCGUGUUGGUCCAACUUGGCCCAUUUUGCGUCAUCUCGGAGGUCUUGCUCCUCGCAUUGGGCUCGUCCAGAGACCCAGGGGAGGGACUUCCCUCACAGAACGUUUCUACCUUUCCAGUCCUUACGUGGCCAUAGUACUCUCGUGUCCAUGUCCCUAGAUGGUCCAAGAUGGCAUGUCAGACGGCCGAAGGGGGGCGCCAGCACUGCAUCAUCGCCGACUGCUGGAG